AUGACCAGAGGAAGUUCUCUCGCUGAAGACUUGCGACUCGCAUUAAAUAAUCCACAAUAUAGUGACUUGAAAAUCUUUUGUGAAGACAGUAAUACGGGGGAACAUGGCGAACAAGUUCUAUAUGCGUCCAAAAUGAUAUUAGCCGUUCGUUCGGAGAUAUUUGACCGUUUACUCUAUAACGGUAUGAAAGAAACAACACAGGGCGAGAUAACUUUCCCGGAAAUAAAUUUGUCCGCAAUGCAAGUUAUUCUAGAAUUUAUUUAUACGGGUACUAUCUCGAAUGACGCGCUGACAAUUAAUAAUGUAAUGGGAGUUUAUCACGCCGCUGAUUAUUUUUUGUUGCCUGAUUUACAGAAUACAGUCGUGGAAUUUGUGCAAAAAAUAGCUCAGGAUCAUGAUAUUGAUCUGGCCGCGAGUCUUUUGUCCAUCGUUGCACAAAAAAUGAAUCCCUCUAAUGACGAUAAGUUGUUUAAAUUGUUGAGUAAAUGUGUCGCCGCAACGUCUUUGGAUUCGAUUAGUUAUGAUAAGUUGAAUUCAAGAGCUCUUGAAGUAUUAUUGCAACAAACGAUGAAUGAUACCAAUGAAUAUUUCGCUACAACUGAAUAUGAAGUGGUUCGAUAUCUCAUUUUGUGGGCUGCAAACCAAAUUUCACCUGAUGCUGUUACAUACUUUAACACACGUUUGCCGCCAGCAAAUACAAUCAAUCAUGAAAUUUCGAGAUCAGUACAAGAAAGAGGCGAUGAAGAUGAAAUCGAUCCACAAUUAACUCAAUAUCAACCAUUAAUUGUCAAAAUUUUAUCCCCAAUAAUUCGUUACGUUGAUUUACGAUUAAUUCACGCGGAUAUAUUAGCAAAUGUAAUAGAACCAUUACAAGUAGUACCAGCAGACAAGCUAUUAAAGGCCUAUCGAUUUCACUCCAUUAAUCAAGUCCUUCGCUCUACUAAACGAGGACUACCAUGCUUCCGAUGGGAUAAAUCGGCAGUUGGUCCAAACCUAAUGGUUAGUGAAGAUAAAUCAAUUGUUGAAGCUCCACCAAAUUUGACUAUCCAUGAAUCUGCUCGGGCUACGGAACUUAUAACGGGUACAGGAAUCUACGAGUGGGAUAUAGUUAUUGAAGAGAAUUGUGGAUACGCUUGGAUUGGAGUGUGUGCCGCGGAAGGUGUUGACUUUGGAGUUUUUUUAGGCGGGCAGGCAACAGGAUGGGUAAUUGGUUCAUCGGGAUCUGCGUAUCAUGCAAACAGAGCGACUCCGUAUGGAUCACCAUUUGAUAAAGGGGCUACUGUGACCGUUCAUUUGGAUAUGACGAAUAGAACUAUAGCAUUUUCGAUUGAUGGUUCACGACAGCCGAUUGCUUGGGCUGAUAUCCCAUCAAAAGUUUAUCCUGCUGUUUCAUUAAAUGCUCCGGGUAGAUUUCGUAUUAAACCACAUAUAUAA
Messenger RNA from Ambispora leptoticha, 1434 nucleotides. The record is from the annotation of a GenBank genome assembly. NCBI's taxonomy places the organism in Eukaryota, Fungi, Glomeromycota, Glomeromycetes, Archaeosporales, Ambisporaceae.